AAUAAUAAUGUGAAAACGUUGAGAAGUCAUCGGCGUCCCAAGAAUAUUGAGGUAUGGAGCAGCUCCCUUCCUCAACACUAGCAUCAGCUACUCGAAUUGUUUGAUUGUCAUAAUUGAUUGCUUUCACGUAGAAUUUUCUUGAUUGAUCAGAGUACAAUACUGUAAGGUUGUUCUCACAGGAUAGGUUAUAUACUGGAUCUGCAGUCGUUCCACAGGAAUUAGGCGGAUCUGUGUUUAAUCUGAAAGGGUAGCUAAUAUUCGAAUUAUUUCCACAAGAAGAAGGUGGACAGUAAUGUUUAUCUUUGGCACUGCAGGUCUCAUGAAUUAAGGCGAGAAGAAGAAGAGCGACAAAGAUGAGGCCUGGACUAGGCAUGGAGAGGGGCAAAAGUGUCGAUGACUUUCAGAAGAUGGGGGCACGUCUGCUUCUGAGUUCUGAUAUCGAGAAGCAUCUUGAUGAUGAUGUUUUCUUGGGAGUUUUUGGGUAUUGGUGUUUGGAAAUUUGGAAUGGGUCCUGUGAAUUGGUUUGGGGGGCAGGUAUUGCUUGGCAGGGGAAUUCUACACAAAAAAUGAAGAAGCCGACGAGCUUAGGUUUGGUGGAUUUGUUCGCACAACAUUGGGUUGCCGUUGCCGUAAAUGUAGAAAAUCGCGCCAGUUUUGUGUUCAUUAAGGACUUCAGGAUCGACAACAAUGACUCUGCAAUUUAGGAGAUCAGGAUCGCUUUCGAGAAUCUUUAAGACCACCUUGAUUUUUUCCAUGUGAGCUUUGUUUUAAUCUUUUUUGUCUACUUUGAGUUUGCUUGCGGUUUUAGUUUGGGUUUUUCUUUUUUAUCUUUUUUUUGGCAAUUAGAAAUAAGCAUAAAGAAAUAUCGUUUUCUAUGUAUAGUUAGUGAGUUGCAUUGUAGUUCUUACUUUGCUGCUUGGUUCUUAUUGGGUAUAUGUGAUGGUUGGCCCAGGAAAAAUGAAGAUCAAAACGAAUAAUCAAGAGAUAUGUCAAGAGUUGGAAUUACCAUUUUUAGCAAUUAAGAGAUUAUGUGGUGGUUGUUAUAUUAGCGUAUUUUUUGUGAUUUGAGUUCUUAAUAGACUGCUUAAUACCUA
Molecule: messenger RNA, 1094 nt
Organism: Rubroshorea leprosula
Lineage: Eukaryota; Viridiplantae; Streptophyta; Magnoliopsida; Malvales; Dipterocarpaceae
Source: the annotation of a GenBank genome assembly